AUGGUGCAUCGUCACGUUGCCCUCCUAACAUAUUCAGCCCUAGGCUCUAGGAACCCUUCACUCCAACUUGCCAAGAACCUGGUGAAGUUGGGAGUGAAGGUGACCUUUCUUACCAGCGUCUCUGCUCACGGUCACAUAGCCAAAUCCCAUUCUAUACCACAAGGCUUAACCAUCCUAUCCUUCUCUGAUGGCUACGAUGAUGGUGUCAAAUUGAGUGAUGAUCUGGCCCGUUUCAGGUCUGAGUUCAAGAAUCGUAGCUCCAAAGCCCUGUCUCAUCUAUUCACCACCAGCACAGAGGAAGGCUACCCAGUAACAGUUCUUGUCUAUACCAUGGGUCUAAGUUGGGCAGCUGAAGUGGCGCGUGGCUUCAACGUACCAUCCGCUGCCUUGUGGAUUCAACCAGCCUCUGUUUUUAACAUGUACUUUCAUUAUUUUAAUGACUACGGUGACGCCAUUAGAAAGAUUUGCAGUGACCCCUCAUGCUCUAUUCAGUUGCCGGGCCUCCCGACGAUCACUUGUCGUGACCUUCCCACUUUUUUACUCCCUUCAAAUGCAUUUGGUUUCUUAGUAGCAGAUGUCAAGGAGCAGUUAGAUGCACUCGAUGAAGCAGCCAAGCCAAUUGUGCUUGUAAACACCUACGAUGCAUUAGAAACAGAGGCCUUAAGGGCCAUUGGGAAGUACAACUUGCUUUCUAUAGGACCAUUGGUUCCAUCAACAUCCAUGGAUGGAAGGGGUCCCCCUAAUACUAGCUUUGGAGGCAACCUUACACAGAAGUCAAUGGAUUAUAUGGAGUGGUUGGAUUCCAAGCCUCAAUCAUCUGUUGCAUACUUAUCAUUUGGAAGCGUUAUUACGUUGUCAAAGCAACAAAUGGAGGAGAUUGCUCGUGGGCUUAUGGAGAGCCAUCGACCAUUCUUGUGGGUGAUAAGAGCCCUAGACUUAGGCGAAAACCAAGAAGACAAACUAAGUAACAGAGAUGAAUUAGAAAAGCAAGGUCUGAUAGUGCCGUGGUGUUCCCAAGUGGUGGUUCUUUCACACCCUUCUUUAGGUUGCUUCGUGACUCAUUGUGGUUGGAAUUCUACCUUGGAGAGUUUGGUUUCAGGCGUCCCUGCGGUGGGCAUACCACAAUUCGCAGACCAACCUACAAAUGCAAAGCUCAUAGAAGAUACGUUUAAGUCCGGGGUGAGGGCAACACCGAAUGAAGACGGCCUAGUUGAAGGAGAAGAAAUCAAGAGGUGCAUAGAAUUGGUUAUGGGAGAUGGUGAGAUUGGUGAAAAAAUUAGGAUCAACGCCAAGAAAUGGAAGGAUUUGGCGGGGGAAGCUGUAAAGGAUGGUGGAUCUUCUAACGUAAAUCUCAGGACUUUUGUGGAUGAAAUUGAAGAGAAUCUAAUUUCGUAG
This is a messenger RNA of Thlaspi arvense, 1395 nucleotides long. The record is from the annotation of a GenBank genome assembly. NCBI's taxonomy places the organism in Eukaryota, Viridiplantae, Streptophyta, Magnoliopsida, Brassicales, Brassicaceae.